This is a messenger RNA of Phytophthora nicotianae INRA-310, 171 nucleotides long. RefSeq lists its product as hypothetical. The coding region runs from base 1 to 171 and encodes 56 amino acids. The record is from RefSeq and is a predicted model, not a curated record. Lineage: Eukaryota; Oomycota; Peronosporomycetes; Peronosporales; Peronosporaceae. The transcript has a single exon.
AUGGGCAUUGGAUGCCCCAUGAAGAUUAUCGCACGGGCCGUGGAUGCUAGCACUCCUGUCGGUCCAUGGCAAAUUGUGCACACACGCAACGGCAGUCGCCUACCCAACAUCCUCCUUCAGAGGACGCUCGAGUUCAUCCAGGUCACCGGCAACGUGCUGCUACUGCUGUAA